AUGGCAGGAAAUCCGCAUGAGCGUGACCAGACGUGUAUCGCCAACGGCCGAUCGACGACACGCCGACAGACGCACACUGGCGGAAAACUAUAUCGGUGUGACGUGUGCAGCUAUGCGUGUGCCUCCAACAGCGGAUUGACGUUACACAAGCGAAAGCACACGGGUGAAAAACCGUACACGUGUGAUGUAUGUGGUGCGGCGUUCUCUCGAAAUUACAAUCUAAUAAGCCAUGGGCGGACGCACACCGGUGAAAAACCAUACCUGUGUGACGUGUGUGGCCAUACCCUUACCACCGCCAACGGAUUGAAGAUACACCAGUACGGGCACACCGUCGAAAAAACAUACCCGUGCGAAUUGUGCGGCAAGAGCUUUGCCUAUAGGAACCGACUAACUGUACACCAACUGACGCACACGGGCAAAAAACUGUACCCGUGUGACGUGUGCGACAAGACGUUUGCCUAUAGGAGCCGACUGGCAGAACACAAGCAGACGCACACGGGUGAAAAACCGUACACGUGUGAUGUAUGUGGUGCGGCGUUCUCUCGAAAUUACAAUCUAAUAAACCAUGGGCGGACGCACACGGGUGAAAAACCGUACUCGUGCGACAUGUGUGACUAUGCGUGUAUCACCAACAGCAGAUUGAAAGUACACAAGCGAAAGCACGCGGGUGAAAAACCGUACACGUGUGAUGUAUGUGGUGAGGCGUUCUCUCGAAAUCCCAAUCUAAUAGUACAUCAGCGGACGCACACCGGUGAAAAACCGUACACGUGUGAUGUAUGUGGUACGGAGUUCUCUCGAAAUUCCAAUCUAAUAAUCCAUGAGCGGACGCACACCGGUGAAAAACCAUACCUGUGUGACGUGUGUGGCCAUAACCUUACCACCACUAACGGGUUGAAGAUACACCAGUACGUGCACACCGGUGAAAAACCAUUCUCGUGCGACUUGUGCGGCAAGAGCUUUGCCUAUAGGAACCGACUGACUGUACACCAACUGACGCACACGGGUAAAAAACUGUACCCGUGUGACGUGUGCGACAAGACGUUUGCCUAUAGGUGCCGACUGGCUGUACACAAGCGGAUGCACACGGGUGAAAAACCGUACUCGUGCGACGUGUGUGGCUAUGCGUGUAUCACCAACAGCAGAUUGACGGUACACAAGCGAACGCACAUGGGUGAAAAACCGUACACGUGCGACGUAUGUGAUAAGAGGUUUGCCACUAAUGGUGGAUUGACUGUGCACCGGCUGAAGUACUUAUGA
Molecule: messenger RNA, 1257 nt
Organism: Rhopalosiphum padi (bird cherry-oat aphid)
Lineage: Eukaryota; Metazoa; Arthropoda; Insecta; Hemiptera; Aphididae
Product: zinc finger protein 271-like
Exons: 1
Coding region: 1-1257 (418 amino acids)
Biological process (GO): regulation of transcription by RNA polymerase II
Molecular function (GO): RNA polymerase II cis-regulatory region sequence-specific DNA binding; DNA-binding transcription factor activity
Source: RefSeq, a predicted model, not a curated record